This is a messenger RNA of Pocillopora verrucosa, 1301 nucleotides long. Its product is annotated as sushi, von Willebrand factor type A, EGF and pentraxin domain-containing protein 1-like. Lineage: Eukaryota; Metazoa; Cnidaria; Anthozoa; Scleractinia; Pocilloporidae. The record is from RefSeq and is a predicted model, not a curated record. Gene Ontology annotation, molecular function: calcium ion binding.
AUGGGACUUGAAAACACUCUCCUCUUUGUCUUCUUUCGAGGAGUUAUAUUACUCUGCGCGGUUUUCCACGCAGGAGUAGAAUCGUCUGCUCUUUCUCGAUCAGCGUAUUUCACAACGUUGACAAAUAAGCAGCUUAAAGGUUUCGUUGUUAAACGGUUUGAGUCCCCUAGUUUAGUUUGGUGUAGUCAGUCUUGUUUGAAAAACGCCUGGUGUACUUCAACAAACUUCAAACCUGCUCCUCAAACUUCCAAGUCUGAUGGCAAAGGAACUUGUGAACUAAACAAGCACGACGUUAUCAAAGAAAAUGCACAUUUACAGUUCGAGGCGGGAGCCAUUUUCUCAACACUUAUCAAGGAUUGCCGACUGGCAGCCAGUACCUGUUUAAAUGGUGGUGUGUGUUUUUAUGACAAGAAAAAGCAAACUUAUUCAUGCGAAUGCAAGCCCCCUUGGACCGGAGAAACUUGUGCUGAUCUGUUUACCUGUGACAGCCAUCCCUGCAAAAACAAUGGAACUUGUACAGACGGAGUCAAUGAAUAUAACUGCAGCUGUGCACCAGGAUUUUACGGGACACAGUGUGAAAAGAUUGAAGGCCUGUCUUGUUCAUCAGCUUACCGAAUGGUCUUUGGACAGCCUAGCAUAAAGAGUUACGCCAGCAUAACAAACGCCACCUCGUCUAGUCUCUCGGAAUUUACUAUGUGCCUUUUUGUCAAAAUGAAGGAUACAAAUUUGAUUGGUAGCCAGUGCCUCUACAGUUAUGCGACUAUUGGAGCACGUUAUGGGAAUGCCUUCUACGUUUGUCUGUUUUUCCCAGGAAUUAGGAUCUCUAUAGACGCCUCGGAAAAUGAUGAUACAGACGCCAGAGUCAAAAUUAAUGAUACCACGUGGCAUCACAUUUGCGUUACCUGGAAAAACACCAAAGGCUACUGGCAGCUUUAUCUGGAUGGACAACUUCAAAUCUCUGGAACAGACUUGAAAAAAGAUCAUCAGAUACCAGCCGGCGGAACAGUUGUCAUUGGACAAGACCAAGAUAAAGUAGGAGGGGGCUUUGGUAUCGAAGAUAGCUUUGGGCCGGGUGAGGUAACAGAAGUCAAUCUUUGGAGCAGAGUCCUUUCAGGGGAUGAAAUUGCAACUCAGAAGGCAAACUGUGACAUCGCACAAGCAGGCCUUGUUCUCUGGUGGGGACAAUUUAAAGGAAACGUUACUGGUGUGAAAAUAGUCGAGCCUUAAAAGUGAUAGGAUUUUCAUCACCCCCAUCUUGUUUAUGACGACAUGUUUAUCACAGAAGGAGAUCCUUCCUCGAU